AUGGCUAGUCGGACAUUCCUGAGAUUAUCGUCUGUGAUAUGUAACAGAACAACUGGAGCAAUGGCUUCCCUUAGCCAAAUCUUCCUUAUUCUGAUGAUUAUGUCUUCUUCUUCUUCUCCUUUCUGUUCCGGUGGAAGUCGGAAGGAACUCCGAGAUAAAGAGAAUAUGGGUAAGAGUGAAACACAGUCGAGUUAUGUUACUGGAUCUAACUUUGUGGACCCGAGACGUGUUCUUCAACUUUCAUGGCAACCAAGAGUCUUUCUUUACAGAGGGUUCUUGUCAGAGGAAGAGAGUGAUCAUCUGAUAUCUCUGGGAAAGGAAACGUUAGAUGUACUGGAUCCAAUAGUUGCUGGGAUUGAGGAAAAAAUCUCUGCAUGGACUUUCCUCCCAAGAGAAAACGGUGGUCCGAUCAAGGUAAGAAGUUACACCUCUGAGAAGUCUGGAAACAAGUUAAGUUACUUUGGAGAAGAAUCUAGCUCGGUGUCGCAAGAACCUUUGCUUGCAACCGUCGUUCUCUACGUCUCAAACACAACUCAAGGUGGAGAUCUUCUCUUCCCAAACUCAGAAGUGAGAUUCAGAAAGAGUUGGUCUGAAUGCUCAGAGACCAGUAAUAUCUUAAGACCAGUAAAAGGAAACGCGGUUUUGUUCUUCACCAGACUCUUGAAUGCGUCUUUGGAUCAGACAAGCACUCAUUUUAGAUGCCCUGUGCUGAAAGGGGAACUGUUGGUGGCGACGAAACUGAUAUACGCAAAGAAACAAGCAAGAAGUGCUGAGAUUGGAGAAUGCAGUGAUGAAGAUGACAACUGUGGAAAAUGGGCUGAGCUUGGAGAGUGCAAGAAGAACCCUGUUUAUAUGAUUGGCUCUCCAGAUUACUUCGGUACCUGCAGAAAGAGUUGUAACGCUUGUUGA
Messenger RNA from Microthlaspi erraticum, 909 nucleotides. The record is from the annotation of a GenBank genome assembly. Lineage: Eukaryota; Viridiplantae; Streptophyta; Magnoliopsida; Brassicales; Brassicaceae.